Messenger RNA from Cryptomeria japonica (Japanese cedar), 1963 nucleotides. RefSeq names its product putative UPF0481 protein At3g02645. The record is from RefSeq and is a predicted model, not a curated record. Lineage: Eukaryota; Viridiplantae; Streptophyta; Pinopsida; Cupressales; Cupressaceae. The transcript is spliced from 3 exons. Bases 238 to 1779 code for a protein of 513 amino acids.
CUAACUACAGGCUGGCGGCGGUAUUGACUUAUUGACUUUUCUUCAGCGAAGUCGUCUUCUCUAUGCAGUAAAGCGUUAAGAUAUAAGCUGAGUUUAAGCAUUCAAGUAGAUAGAAAUAUUGUCUCACGGAAUUUGGGCGAGCAGGAGGUUUAGAGGAGAAACUUUUUCGAUAAAGGCGUGGUAUAUUAGAGCUUGUGCGCACCAAGGCCCCUAAGUCAUAAAAGCUUUCCUGAGGAGAUGGCUCAACAAGACAAUCCUACUUGUGGCAGCCACGAAGACAAAGGAGUUCUUAUUGGUCAAGCAAAUGGUGGAGACCGAACACAAUACAAUGAAGCAUGGCUUAUAAAAGUAGAUAGUACGCUCAAGGUUCCAGAAAAAAUGUGGAGGGUGUCAAAAAACGUGUGCAUUUAUAGGGUGCCUCAAGCUAUAAUAUUUUCUAAACCAGAAGAUUAUAAGCCUUCUGUCGUAUCUCUGGGGCCUUAUCAUCACAAUAUUAAUCCUCAGUUCUCUAAGAUGGACCAACAUAAAUUACAAGCGGUCCAUAGAGUGUCAACUAGGCUUAAAAUAGAUGUGCCCACAUUGAUUGCAGAGUUUGAGAAGUUAGAAUUGGAAAUCAGAGAAUGCUAUGAAGAGCCAAUAGAAUUGAAUGGAAAAUCAUUAUCACGGAUGUUAGCAAUGGAUGCUUGUUUUAUACUUGAAUUCUGUAGAAAUUCUGCAGUAUCAAGAUCAGAGAGUAAUUCAGAUUUCUUUAGCCUUAUCUUUCAAAGAGAUGAUUUAAAGAACUCCAUGUUUUAUGCUAUACUAGAUGACCUUAUAAAGCUGGAAAAUCAAAUUCCUCUAUUUGUUAUCUUAAAAUUAUUGGAGUUAGAAGAAGGUGGAACGCGCGAAUAUGCAGCAACAGAAUUAGCUACAAUGCUGAGUAAACGUAGCUUGUUUCGCGGAAACCCCUUUUUCAAAUUUUCACACCAGCAUGCUUUACCAAAACUGAAGGAGCAUAUGAUGGGUGAACGGCCUGCAUACCAUUUGUUGGAUUUGUGCAGAAAGAUGGUCAAAGAUACAUUAACGAAUUCUACUGGGAAACCGGCUACUUGCGUGGAAAAUGAUGGCUAUCGUGGCGCUAAUAAUAUCAGCAAUGAUAAUGGGUGGUCAAUGAAUGCGGUACUACCUGGUUGGGUGCAACGAGUCAGUUGCAUCGAUAUACUUCCUCGAGUUUCCCCACUACUUUCUCCUGAUGAUAGGCGGGCAACCCCUAGUGCCGAAUUGUUAUACGGCGCUGGUAUUAGAUUUCAACCAGGCAAAAUUAAAUUUGAAAAAAGAAGGUUCGGAAGCAGAACGCUUGAUCUCCCUUCAGUCACAAUCACGGACAACACAGAAUCAAGGUUGCGAAACUUGAUGGCUUAUGAAGAGUGUCAAAGAUGCUCCUGGUAUCCAGAGCCCACCGUAGUUUCACAUUUUGUAAUAUUGUUUGAUUAUUUAGUCGAUUCGGAGAAAGAUGUUGCUUUACUUCGAAAAUCUCGGGUCAUUCGGAGGAUGGUUGGCUGUGAUGAAAACAUAGCUCGCAUGUUCAACCGAAUUAGGGUUGGAAUCACAUUCAGUGGAAUUGGUCAAAUUGAAGAGGUGAUGGUAAAGGCGAGAAAUCAUUAUAAGAGCCAAUGGAAAGUGUGGAUGAGCCAGUUUAAGGAAGAACAUUUUUCAAAGCCGUGGUAUAUCCUCUCGCUUGUGGCGGCGAUACUUAUUCUGGGUAUGACGGCUAUACAAACUGUCUAUUCAGUAGACUAGAAUAUUUUAAUCCCUCUAUCUUGUUUGUUAUUAGCGUGUCCAAUAACUGCAAUCAUUACUUAAUAGUUAGUUAGCUCUUCUACCAUGAGUACUAAAAUGACAGUUUCGUUCCAGUUCUCAUUAAUCUCUACUUUUUAAUUAUUUGGAUAAUGUUUUUAUAUUAGCUUUCUUAUGAAGCUACUUU